Molecule: messenger RNA, 5928 nt
Organism: Antechinus flavipes (yellow-footed antechinus)
Lineage: Eukaryota; Metazoa; Chordata; Mammalia; Dasyuromorphia; Dasyuridae
Gene: PLA2G3
Product: phospholipase A2 group III
Exons: 7
Coding region: 1-1713 (570 amino acids)
Biological process (GO): phospholipid metabolic process; arachidonate secretion
Molecular function (GO): A2-type glycerophospholipase activity
Source: RefSeq, a predicted model, not a curated record
AUGGGGCGCGCGUGCUGGCUGCUCUGGGCGCUGGCGGCCUGGGGGGCCGCGCUGGGGGCCCCGGGGGCCGGGCCGGGGGCGCCGGGGCCGAGGCUCGGCUGGAACGCCACCUUCUGUCACCGGGCAGUGCCCGCGCCGGGGCCCGGCCCCCCCCUCCGCUCGCUGAGCUUCCUGAGCCGGCGCCCCCACGGCCCGGCGCUCUUCCACGCCCGCUGGGAUGAGCGCGGGCACCUGCUGGAGUGCGCCUUCUGGGAGGAGGCCGCCCCCGUCCGCGCUUACCGGGCUGCGUGCGCUCGGGACAGGGCGGGCGUCUUCGCCCGCGCCCCGAGCCCUCCGCUGCGCCGAGCCCUGGGAGCCCUCCGGGAGCAGCGGGACGCCUGUGUCCGCUCCGAGGGGGACCCCCCGAGCGUGGGGCAGGAGACCCCGGGGGCGGCCGCGGGGCCCCGACGGCGCGCCAAGAGGGGCUGGACCAUGCCGGGGACGCUCUGGUGCGGCGUCGGGGACUCUGCCGGGAACUCCACGGACCUGGGCCUCUUCCAGGGGCCCGACCUGUGCUGCCGGGAGCACGACCUCUGCACCCAGAACAUCGCCCCCUUCCAGUACAAUUACGGGAUCCGGAACUAUCGCUUCCACACCAUCUCCCACUGUGACUGCGAUUCCAGGUUCCACAGCUGCCUCCAGAGGCAACAGGAUGCGAUUUCUGACUUCGUGGGCACCACCUUCUUCAACCUGCUGGAGAUUCCCUGCUUUGUGCUGGAGGAGAAGGAGGCCUGCGUCCAGUGGUACUGGUGGGGCGGGUGUAAGAAAUAUGGCCCCAUUUCCCAGGCCCGACUUCUGCAACAGAGUCGCUAUAACGUGACUCGGGCCCCGCCUAGUCCCGCAGUGAAGGCUUCUCGGAGGAAGCAGCAGAGACAGAGGCCCGGCUCCCGUUUCCGUCCUUCCCCGCCUCUGCCCAGCGGUCCUCAGAGAGUUAAUUGCAGCGCCCAGCCACCGUCUCCAAACGUCCCCGGCCUGGUUCCCAGCAUGCCGACCACGCCAGAACAGCCAGCGAGAAUAUCUGGGGACCCCUACACUGAGGGGAGACCUUGGAACGGAGGCCGCAGGCCUGGGGGGAACCAAGCAGCCGGAGGGGCAGCGGAGGGGGCUGCUCAGGGACCCCCAGAGACCCCAGCUCCUGAGGGUGCAGGCCCAAAGGGCACUCUCCACCCCGUCGACAAGAACAGCAUCUACCAAGACUUGUCCGAGCCCUGCGGCUGCUACCGGGAGCUGGACCUGUGUCCGCACAAGAUCGAGCCCCGGGAGACCAAGUACCGGCUGCACAAUUCGGGGGGCCGCACCCUCUUCCACUGCAACUGUACAAGGCGGCUGGCGAAACUGCUGAGGACCAGGAGUCCCAAUGAGGUGGAGGACAAACUGUGGCCGGCGCUGGCUCGGACCUGCUUCGAGCUGAGACCCCCUGAGGCCUGCGAGCCCAGCCGCGGCUGCAGGGAGGAGCCCCGGGCCGUGGUGGUCCCCGCCCGGCACCUGCGGCGGCUGAGGAAGAAGCCGGCGGGGUGGCUGAGGGGAGUCCGAGCGAAGGUUGUGGAGAAGCCGCUGAAGAAGAGAAAGCGGGAGAGGAGGCCGCGGACUCGGGCGCGGGAGCUCCGGGGGGCCCUGCCGCUCUACGACAGGUGCCGAGAGAUGGUUUCCGCCUGGCGCUGGGCACCGCGGUGAUGGAGGAGGCGUCAGCCCGGGGCCGGGGCCGGGUGUGCGGGUCCCGUGCCUGAGUCCCAGCGGCCGGACAUCCCCGGGCCCUCCGGGGCUUGGGGCAGCGGGCGCCCUCCCACUCGUGGCCCAGAACCAAAGGGCCCGGCUCCCCUCCCGUGACUGACGGGGCAGGAGGCCGAGGUCACUGUCGUGCUGGGGGGGAUGGGAAUGAGCCCUGGGCUGGGCGCCGGAGGCCCGAGUUAGGUCCCAGCCCCUCAGACUCCACGUCCGGUGGGGGCGGGUCCUCUCCCGUGGGAGCUCACAGUCUGGUCCCAGGCGGUCACCGUUACCGCCUGUUUCUCCAUCUCUAAAAUGUGGGGGCUGAAGGGCCCGGAUCCUCCCAGGUCCUUUCUUGUGAGAACCCCAAUAAUCUGAGCCAGGCAGGCGGCAGCCCCCCCUCCAAAAGUCACGUCAACGCCCGUGCUCCCCUCGAAGCCCCGCCCCGUCUCCGGCCCUGGCUCCCUUCGUAGCUCGCGGGCCUUUCUCUGCCCUCGGACCAGAGCUUAUUGACUGCCUGGGGAAGGGGGCAGAUAACUGGGGGUCCCCGUCCUGUUGGAUGCUGGACGAUGUUGGAAUAUUGUGCAGUGGAGAGCCGGCCAUGGUCCGGGCUGGGCGGGGGCUCCGCCUCAUCCAGGAUGCAAUGGAAAGGUGACUUAUCACCCGGGGUCUGAGCCUCCAGGGGGAGCGGCUUCCGGCGUCGGCAGGAUCGCCCUGUUCCCGCCUCCUUGGUCCAGGAGGCUCUGCCCGAGUCCGGCUGAGCUGUGGCUACGGGGGGACAGGAGGGCAUCUCCUUCCCCAGGGCCGAGCUGUGGGGGGCAUCGUGAGCCUGUCUCAGGGCCGAGGGCAAGGCCAGAGGGAGGACCCAGGCUCCCAGUCUCUACUGGCGGACAUGAGAGCUGGCAGCUCGGAGCUGGACCCCCUCCCCCCCAUGUAAAUGCGUUCAUAGAUAGGGGGCAUUGAUCCGUCCCAGCUGUGGGACCUUAGGCUCCCAUUCUGACCCUCAGUUACCUCAUCUGAAAAAUGGAGCUAGACCUGAUCAAAUGGAAGCUCUUCCUAUCCCAGACUUCCCCUGUCCUAAGCUCCUCCCAGCUCUGCUAUUGCUUAUUCCAAGUUUUCUUCUGAUUGACAUUCCCUGAUAAUCUCUGUUCCAAGACGUCCCCUAUUCUAAGGCUCCUCCCAGUUCUGACAUCCACGGUGCUCCCGAUUUCUCUUCCUCUCCUCCCUCCUCCUCCCCAAGGCAGUGAGAAAUCUGAUGCAGGUUAGACAUGGGCCAGCCUUCUAAGCGUGUUUCCUAUUUGUCUCACUGUGCAAGAAAAAUCAGAUCGAAACGGGAAAGUGAGAAAGGAAAAACCCCGAGCAGACAAGUAACAGCAAAAAAAAAAAAAAAAAAAAAAAAACCAAGACAAGUAACAGCAAAAAGGGGAAAAUGAGAAAGGAAAAACCCAAGACAAGUGACAGCAAAAAAAAACAAAAAACAAAACCCGAGACAAGUAACAGCAAAAAGGGGAAAAUCCGGCGUUUGGACCCCACUCAUUCCCAGUCUCUCCCUGGGUGCAGAUGGAGCUCCACCCCAAGUCUAAGGGAACUGCCUUGAAUCAGCUCAUUGUUGAAAAGAGCCGCGUCCAUCACAGUUGAUCGUCACAGAAUCUUGUCACUGUGUCCAAUGAUCCCCUGGUCCUGCUCCUUUCCCUCAGCAUCAGUUCCUGUCAGUCUCUCCCGCCUCUGAAAUCCUCCCGUUGGUCGUCUCUUACCGACCAAUAACAUUCCCUCACAUUCAUUCACCCCGAUUUAUUCAGCCAUUCCCCACCUGAGGGCAUCCCCUCAGUUUCCAUUUCUGGCCCUACACAAAGGGCUGCCACAAACAGUUUUGGACACGGGGGUCCCUGUCCCUCCUUUAAGAUCCCUUUGGGGUGUGAGCCCAGGAGAGACACGGCUGAAUCGAAGGGGAUGCACGGUACGCCUUUGGGUGUAGCUCCAAAUUGCUCUCCAGAAUCGACAUCCCCUGUUCUGACUCCUUCCCAACUCUGAUAUUCCUUGUUCUAAGGCCCCUCCCAGCCAUGAUGUCCCCCCUGUUCUGCACCCCCCCUCCCCCUCCCCCUGCUGUCUGUGACCACCACUGCAUCCUCCUCUCCCUUGCUCCACAGAAGGCUCUGAGGAGGGACUUCAGACUCAGGGGGGAAGGGCCCGCCCCCAGCCUCAGUGGUUGUGGACAGACCUUCCCUCCUCCCCAGCCACAGUCCCUGGAGUAGAGGAGUCAGCUCCCAGAGAAGCAGAGUGGGGGCUCCCAGAGAGGCAGAGUGGGGGCUCCCAGAGAGGCAGAGUGGGGGCUCCCAGAGAGGCAGAGUGGGGGCUCCCAGAGCUGCCAGGGAAGAGAACCUGAAACCCAGGACAUAGCUCCCCUUCUGCUCUUGCCCCUGGGUUCUGGUCCCCCUGCUUCCUGAAAAGUGGUACAAUGGACAGCGCCCAUGGCCCGGGUCUCCCCUGAGGUCCGGAAUGGCUGACUUGGGCGCAGCCUUUCUUUCUCUGACCUUCAGUUCUCUCCUCUGUGGAGGGAGGGGGUGGGCCUUGGUCUCCGGCCCCUCCCAGCCCUGAGCACUGUUCACCCAGCCUCGCUCGGAGGUCUCUGGUGACAGGGAGCUCACCACCCCCACACCCGCCCAUUCCAUUGUGAGCUGGCUCUAAUUGCUGGGAAGUCUUGGGUCUUUGGGGCUGCCUUGUCAUUUCUGGCAGCUCUAACCUCGGGACAAGCAGAAGGGGGCCCAGCCUCCCUCCAGUGACAGCCUCCGGAGGAAGGAGUAAUUGCCUUUGAGAAACCUUGGGCUUCCUUGGAGAAUUAGUCACCGUUCUCUGCCCCUGCGGGGCAGCUUGUGCCGGGCUCCCGUGUUGCCGGGCUUGGUCCCAGCCUCCCCUGCUCCGACUAAGGGGGUGAUCUGCGCCCGGACUCUCCCCGCAGAAGGGAAGGCGCAGUUUAGCAGGAACGCCUGGGGAUUUGGUCUUGGUAUCCCCCCUGCCUGGAACCUCUGCCCCCCCAUCUUCCCUAGCUUCUCAGUGACACUUCCAGGCUGCAGCCCCCGAACCCGUGGAUCAUGAGUUCGCCCGGGGCUGAGUUUCUCGGGGCAUCUUGCCAGGGCUGCCGGACAGACCCAUGUUCCCAGGGGUCUGCUUUGGUACCAGGUCAAGUGCCAGGAUGACCCCUCUGGGAUGGGGUUCCAUGAAUUUCUUCAGAUUGAUUUCAGUCCCAUGUCACGAGACAACAGAUGAGCCCCUUUGUUGUCAUUUCGUCCAGUGCAGGAAGCUCUGAUUUCUCAAUCACUAGUCACUGCCCCAUUGCUUCUUUCAACUCCCACCUCCGGGCCUUUGCCCCGGCUGUGCCUCCUGCCUCGCUCUCUGCCCGAGAACCACCUUCAGCAGGACCCUUCGCUGCUCCUUCAAGAGGCUUUCACCAAACCACCCAAAUUCGUCUUGUCUUAGAUGCGAACGUGUUGUUUCUCCCUUCAAACGGGAGCUUGGAGAGUUUCCUGUUUUACUUCAUCUCCAGCGUCUGGCACACGGCGGGGGCCGAUCAAUGCUUGCUGAUCGAUCCCCCCCCCCAUUUACCACCCUUCCCCCUCACACUCCUCUGCAUUUACUCCUCUGGGCAUGUGGAGGUGCCGUCCCAGGGAAUGAGAAGCGACUGUUCUUCAUUUUUAUGGUGAAUUAGCGCCCUUUAUUGCAGCCUGGCCUCUGACACUGCCGGGGCCAUCCCACAAGUUACCCAAAGUCCCAGAGCCCCAGACAAGCCAGGGCUUCCCAUUGGGCAUUUAGCCCCAGCACAGGCACCUCACAGUGACCCAUUAGGAACAGAUUAGAAGCAUCCAAGUUAAAACUCAAGCCCUGGGGGGAAAUCAUCGGAGAAGGAGCGGAAGUCCUUGGAAGUCCUCUGCAGUUACUUGAACCCCCAGGCCCAGCACAAUAAUGUUCUUUCCGUGGGUCUGGAGUCAGGAACCACUGAAGUUUGAAUCCAAUCUCUCUCUCACUCGCUGUGUGAUUCUGGGCAAGUCACUUCUUAACCUGCCUGCCUUAGUUUCCUCAUCUGUAAAAUGGGGCUAAUCUCUACCUCACGGGGUUGUUGCAGGGAUCAAAUGAGAUAUUUAUAAAUCCCCGAGCACAGUAGCUGGUGUUUAAUAAAUGCUCAUUUCCUUC